AUGGCUGAUGAGGAAGAUAUCGUGGAUGAAGCUGAGGAUUCUCGGGAUGGUGAAGAUGAGGAAACGGAAGAAAAUGCACCAAUGAGUGAAGAUGAAGACGAUGCAAAAAAAGAUGAGGCGAUUAACGAGAAAGCAGAGGAAGUAGAGAGAAAACCCCCACCACCAAUUGGUAUUAAAAGUCCAACACCGGGUCGUCAAUAUAAUGUACCCGAGGUACCAAAGAGUAUUCAGCGACGGGCGGCAAAUUACUCCGGUGGUAAACCAUCAAAGCAUGAUAAAGACAAGUUGAUGCGCUCCGAAGGCAUUAUUCCCAUCCAGGCUGGAUCCAACAAAUAUGCAUCACAACGUGGAAUGACUGGUUUUGGUGCCCCCCGUGAUGUAAUUGAUAAAGUUAAAGCGGAUAAUUUGCAAGAAAUUACGGAUGCUGAAAAGAUAAAAAAUCUGAAACAAUCAACUUGGCUGCAGUCUGGUACCAACAAAUUUGCAUCACAAAAAGGAUUGACUGGAUUUGGUUCACCACGCGAUGUGAAUUACAGAGCUAAAGGUACCGGGGGUGCAAGCGAAGUACCAGAGGAUAAAGCACGAGCAACUGAUGGUAUUGUACCAUUACAAUCCGGUACAAAUAAAUUAGCUUCGCAGGCUGGUAUGACUGGUAUGGGUAUGCCUCGAAUCGUCGACGUAAGGAGAACUGAUGAUCAAGAUCGAAACAGUCAAGGAUUUAUUCACCUUCAAAUGGGUACCAAUCGUUUUGCUAAUCAAUCCGGUAUGACUGGAUUUGGAAUGCCUCGACAUAAUAUCACUAAAUAUAAGGAUGAAGUAAGAGGUGAAAUGCCUAAUGAUGAAUCGACGAUGUCCCGACAAACCAGCGGAUGGAAAGAAGGUGCGUCACAGGCGGGAAUGUCAGGUUUUGGCGCAUUUCGAAAUAACACUGUGGCAAAUAUGCAAGCACAAGAGCAACGAUCACAAGGCAUGAUACCGUAUCAAAUGGGUGUCAAUUUUCUCGAUUCUCAAUCCGGUAAAACAGGUUUCGGUAUGCCAAGACAGGUUUAUACACCAUUUGUGGAUGAUUCACACGAUGAAUUACCGAUAGAUCUUGCUCGACGGCCAGAGGUGCCAUUUUGGUCAGGACAAGAAACCGAAUUUGCUAAUCAGACUGGAAUGUCAGCCUUUGGAACUCCACGUGAUGUACGCGGUGAAUAUGUACGACGUUUGUGGUAA
Messenger RNA from Cercopithifilaria johnstoni, 1218 nucleotides. The record is from the annotation of a GenBank genome assembly. NCBI's taxonomy places the organism in Eukaryota, Metazoa, Nematoda, Chromadorea, Rhabditida, Onchocercidae.